This is a messenger RNA of Polyodon spathula (Mississippi paddlefish), 2903 nucleotides long. Its product is annotated as acyl-CoA synthetase short-chain family member 3, mitochondrial-like. The coding region runs from base 105 to 2273 and encodes 722 amino acids. Lineage: Eukaryota; Metazoa; Chordata; Actinopteri; Acipenseriformes; Polyodontidae. The record is from RefSeq and is a predicted model, not a curated record. The transcript has 16 exons.
UAAGAGUCUCUUACUUAAAAACGGGCCGAGUGCAGACCUGGAUUUACUUGCAGCGUUAAUACACGCCCGUCUGUUUUACACUUUUAUAAACUAGCAACUGCGUGAUGGGGAUCAUGCGUAUUUUUCUAAACAAAAUUAUUAAUAAUGCAUUCAGAAUUCGUUCAAUUACAUCAUCGGAUAGGUGUGUGCAUUUAAUAAAUACCAGAAAACUUUACAACUCCCGUGUCUUGUCGGGAGAGAUUCAAAGCACACAGAGUUGCAAUUUAAUCGGUUCACGGAACGUAUCAGCUUUUUUAGCCUGCAACUUUGUAACAAGGUCUUGUGACAGUUUUUCGCCAAGCGUGUAUUUAUCUACACGGCGUUAUUCGACUACUGUAGUUGGCAGUGAACUAUACAACCAAGCAUUCAGCUCUUCAAUUCAGGAUCCAGAAAAGUUUUGGAGUGAAGCAGCGCAGAGUAUUACUUGGUUCGAGCAAUGGAGUAAAACACUGGAUAACUCCAACCCCCCCUUUUCUAAAUGGUUUGUUGAUGGGAAACUGAACAUCUGCUACAACGCAAUAGACCGGCACGUUGAAAAUGGACGAGGGGACCAGAUUGCCAUCAUCUACGACAGUCCAAUUACAGGAACUAAACAGGCCAUCACAUACAGCCAGACACUGGAGCAGGUCUCCCAGUUAGCAGGUGUUCUGGUGAAGCAUGGUGUGCAGAAAGGAGACCGUGUUGUUAUCUAUAUGCCCAUGAUUCCCCAGGCCACGUUCACAAUGCUGGCCUGCGCAAGGAUAGGAGCCACACACAGCCUGAUAUUUGGCGGCUUUGCAUCAAAGGAGCUGUCAAUCAGAAUUGAGCAUGCCAAGCCCAAAAUAAUGGUGAGCGCAUCCUUUGGCAUUGAGCCUGGUAGAAGAGUGGAGUACAUCCCUCUGCUAGAGAAAGCAAUGGAGCUCUGCAAGCACAAACCUCAGAAAGUCCUUAUCUAUAACCGGCCUAACAUGGAGUCUGUUUCCAUGACUGCCGGCCAGUGCCUGUACUGGGAUGAGGAGAUGGCAGCAGCUUGCCCCCAUGGCUGUGUCCCUGUGUCCUCAGAUCAUCCUCUUUAUAUUCUGUAUACCUCAGGAACUACAGGGCUGCCCAAGGGUGUUGUUCGAGAUACUGGCGGAUAUGCAGUGAUGUUGAAUUGGACUAUGUCAAAUGUGUAUGGUCUCAGUCCUGGAGAGGUCUGGUGGGCAGCUUCUGACCUGGGCUGGGUAGUCGGGCACUCCUAUAUCUGCUACGCUCCUUUGCUUCAUGGCAACACUACCAUUCUGUAUGAGGGCAAGCCCGUGGGGACACCAGAUGCUGGAGCAUUUUUCCGUUUGAUAUCGGAGCACGGCGUGGCAGCCAUGUUCACCGCUCCAACAGCAAUCCGAGCAAUCCGCCAGCAUGACCCCCAGGCAGCCUUGGGGAGACAGCAUCCCCUAACGAGGAUGCGGACACUCUUUGUUGCUGGUGAACGCUGUGAUGCAGACACUUUGAGCUGGGCGAAGAAAACAUUCAAGGUUCCUGUCCUGGACCACUGGUGGCAGACUGAAAGUGGAUCCCCAAUAACAGCCUCUUGCAUCGGCCUUGGAAAUUCUCUGACCCCACCUCCUGGACAGGCUGGCAAACCUGUACCGGGAUACAAUGUCAUGGUCCUGGACUACAGCAUGCAGAAAGUGAAGUCGAAGACUCUGGGAAACAUUGUGGUAAAGUUGCCACUGCCUCCUGGUGCAGUAACCACUCUCUGGGAAAACGAUGACAUCUUCAAUAAACUCUAUUUCACCACGUUUCCUGGUUACUAUGACACCAUGGAUGCAGGCUACAUGGAUGAGGAGAAUUACUUGUACGUCAUGUCUCGUGUUGAUGAUGUAAUCAAUGUUGCUGGCCACAGGAUUUCCACUGGAGCACUGGAGGAGUCCAUUCUGCACCACUCAGCUGUGGCAGACUGUGCUGUUGUUGGACUGGAAGACACCUUGAAAGGUCACAUUCCUCUAGCCUUGUGCGUUUUAAAAAAUGGUGUGAACAAGGCAGAAGACGCCCUUGUGGCUGAGAUAGUCGCUCUCGUCAGAGAGAGUAUUGGUCCAGUGGCAGCCUUCAGGAAGGCCGUUUUCGUGAAGCGGUUGCCAAAGACUCGUUCUGGAAAGAUACCUCGCUCCACACUCUCCGCACUUGUGAAUGGCAAGCCUUACAAGAUAAGUCCUACAACUGAGGACCCAGCCGUGUUUGAAGAAAUAGAAGAGGUCAUUCAGCAGAAACUGUGACUGCCAUAAUCAAGCAAGAAACUGAAUUCUUUACGGCUGAGCAAUAAAUGUACUGGUAACUUCAUAAUGAAGACAUGCAUUGCAUGGAAUAUCUCAGAGUACAUAAAAGUAUUGCUGAUUGCCUCUUUGCCUUCUGCCCUAAUUAGGUACGAGUCUUGAUGGUCAUGUAACUAUAAGGUGCUCUCUCCUGAUUCUACUGUAACUGUAAUAUCCAGCUUUGAUAGCACAUUUAAAGAUGUACUUUUCAUUUAUUAGAAACAUGGUAUUGUUUUGGCACAACUAAUUUGUUUUAGGUUAGUUUCUUGUGAUCCAGAAAAAGUCUCAACAGUGCAAAUGAUCAAGUUUUCUAUCAGUGCUGCUAAAAUAAGCAUUAUUGACAAACAUUUACCUACAUGUAUUGUGCAAUGUUUCUGAUCUUAAUUGCAGUACUUCACAUGUUUUAAAUCACAGACCUUUUGACACAUCCUGACAACUGCUUUUAGAUGUAUCUAGUGUUGCACUACUGACAGUGGAGUGUUGAUAGCAGGGUGAGACAAGCUUGCUCAUGCAUUACACAAGAUGGACAGAGAGAAAUCUGUUGCUUUUCAUUUUCACUUACUUGUAUUAAAACAGAUUAUUUUCUGCUGGAGA